This is a messenger RNA of Acanthocheilonema viteae, 396 nucleotides long. The record is from the annotation of a GenBank genome assembly. NCBI's taxonomy places the organism in Eukaryota, Metazoa, Nematoda, Chromadorea, Rhabditida, Onchocercidae.
AUGUCACCACGGAACCUUCGUUUUGCACCACGUGUUACAUUGGAUGUUGAUCCGGAAUCGACAUUUUCCAUGAUCAUGAUCGAUCCCGAUAAUCUAUCACGGAAGAAUCCAUCCGUAGCCGAAUGGCUUCAUUGGCUGGUGGUGAAUAUCCCCGCAAGCAAUAUUCAGGAAGGCAUUAAUGGAGGACAACAUCAGAUGGCGUAUGGAAGUCCUGCACCACAACCUCGAACCGAUUUACACCGCUACAUAAUUCUCCUCUAUGAACACCAAGGACGACGAAUACAGGUACCAAAAAUCAACAGCAGGGCCAAAUUCAACACGAAGCAAUUUGUUGAAAAACACAACUUAGGUGAUCCAAUUGCCGGCAACUUUUUCCUGGCGCAAAAUGAAGGUUAA